Uncinocarpus reesii 1704 is the source of this 603-nucleotide messenger RNA. RefSeq lists its product as uncharacterized. The record is from RefSeq and is a predicted model, not a curated record. The coding region runs from base 1 to 603 and encodes 200 amino acids. Gene Ontology annotation, biological process: endoplasmic reticulum to Golgi vesicle-mediated transport. NCBI's taxonomy places the organism in Eukaryota, Fungi, Ascomycota, Eurotiomycetes, Onygenales, Onygenaceae. Gene Ontology annotation, cellular component: trans-Golgi network. The transcript is spliced from 4 exons.
AUGGCUAUGAUGCCUAGUAGCAGUGCUGGGGGCAGCAGAACGGGUAGCCCGUUUGUGAUCGAGCGUGAUGAUGAAUCUUCAUUUUCAAAUGACCUUAUAGAUGCAGAUGAUGCCAUCGAAGCCGAUGACCCCCUCGCUUCUACCACCGACCGAACACCCCUCACAGGAAAUAUCUCUUCUUCCAAUAAUGACAGAGGCGAAUCCUCCAGAUCCGGCGGCGGGAUUAGUGGCUCCUACCUCACCUCUUCCAUUCCUGGCGAAGAUCGUCGUGCUCCAGUAAACACAAUCGAUGAAUCGGUAUGGGAUACGUUAUCGCGGGACAUGCUGGGCGUGUGGGAGAAAAUGAAACAAGUUCUCUGGCCAAAGUACCUGCUCGGCGGCAUGUUACAGCGUGGAGGGGGAGGUAUUGCCGGAGCCGCUGAGAGAGGAGAAUCAACGGGUUUCGGAAAUGGCUUUUCGGGAGUCAGGGAGCUGGUGGGAAGAUGGCCUGAUGCAGAUGUUGUGCUGCAAGGUGGGAUGAGCGAGGGUCUAAGGGAUUGGGAUCUUUGGGGUCCGUUGAUCUUUUGCUUGCUUCUGAUUCUUUUUUUCAGUCUGUGUGCCUGA